Yamadazyma jaroonii is the source of this 3618-nucleotide messenger RNA. Lineage: Eukaryota; Fungi; Ascomycota; Pichiomycetes; Serinales; Debaryomycetaceae. The record is from the annotation of a GenBank genome assembly.
AUGACAGAGUGGUAUACCAAAGAAUUGUUGGAACCCAACCAGGAAUUGACCUGGGAGUUACUAGACAUGUUCAACACCCAUAAAUCAGAUGAGCUGAGUGGGUUUGUGGAUAAUCUAUUUAAUUCUCCUGAAGUUAUUGGUCGUACAACUUUUAGAUUCAAAAGAUCAGGUAUUGAAGGAACUAUUGAUAAUUAUAAAGAAGAAGUCAAGAUAAGUGAAAUAGAUAACGCCACAUCAAGUAAUUCAUUACUGAUAACGAGAAAGUUCAACAACAAGUCGGAUGCCCUUAAAGGAAAGACCAGUUAUUUACCUUUCCAGCCAGGUGGAUUAGUUGACUCCAACAGAAUCAAUCAACAGAAAGAUGAAACUGCCUUUUUACACAAAGAUGAACAUGGUCUUUUUGAUAUUCCUCAAGGUUUCACCCGAGGCUUGCAACUUGAAGCUUUAAUUGACGAUGAAGUGAUGGAUAGUGUAGAAGUUGAAGAAGAAUCUAAAGACCAAGAGAUAUCUCCAGAAACGGUAACGAAACCAAAGAUAGAUUUGACCAACCUUGAUUCUAACACGGGAAGUUCUAAUUUGCCGUUUGAUGUCAAUGAAAUCGACGGAAUCGUUCCUAUUGAUUAUUCUUCAAUCCGUAAAGAAAUGGCAGCAGAAAAAGAGUUCAAGAAAGAUUGGGCACAUGUGGUUGAUUUGGAUCAUAAGAUAGAGAAUUUCGAAGAAAUAGUACCCAAUAUGGCAAGAAAAUGGCCCUUUGAGUUGGAUACUUUCCAACAAGAAGCAGUGUAUCAUUUAGAACAAGGGGAUUCAGUGUUUGUGGCUGCUCAUACAUCUGCUGGUAAAACUGUAGUAGCUGAAUAUGCCAUUGCUAUGGCCAAUAGAAAUAUGACUAAAGCCAUUUAUACUUCACCUAUUAAGGCUUUAUCGAAUCAAAAAUUCAGAGAUUUCAAGGAAACUUUCAAAGAAAUCGAUGUAGGGUUGAUUACAGGUGAUGUUCAGAUCAACCCUGAAGCUAAUUGUUUGAUCAUGACUACAGAGAUCUUAAGAUCGAUGUUAUAUCGAGGAGCUGAUUUGAUCCGUGAUGUUGAAUUUGUAAUUUUCGAUGAAGUUCAUUAUGUUAAUGAUAUUGAUAGAGGUGUGGUAUGGGAAGAAGUUAUUAUCAUGUUACCUGAUCAUAUUAAGUAUAUUUUAUUAUCAGCCACUGUGCCCAACACUUUUGAGUUCGCUAAUUGGGUGGGUAGAACCAAACAAAAGGAUAUAUAUGUUAUCUCAACCCCCAAAAGACCCGUUCCUUUGGAAAUUAACAUCUGGGCUAAGAAUGAUUUGUUCAAAGUCAUUGAUGCUACGAGAAAGUUCCUGGAAAUUGAAUUCAGAAAACAUAAAGAUGCAUUAGAAGCAGGUAAAAAGGAUCCUCCCAAAGUAACUAUGGGUUAUGGAUCAAGAGGUGGAAGGGGUGGAAGUGCUAGAGGUGGAAAUCGUGGAGGUGCGGUUACUAGAGGUGGUGCAGGUGGUGGAAGAGGUGGAAGAGGUGGUUCUAAUUUUAAUAAGAAUUUCAUCAGUAGAGACGGACCAAAUAAGAAUACCUGGUCUCAAUUAGUUCAAUACCUUAAAAAUCAUACUCUUUUACCAGCAGUUAUUUUCGUGUUCUCCAAGAAGAAAUGUGAAGAAUAUGCUGAUACCUUAAGAGGAGUGGAUUUCUGUACUGCUAAGGAAAAAUCUGAAAUCCAUAUGUUCAUCGAUCGAGCUGUUUCCAGAUUAAAGAAGGAAGAUAGAGAAUUACCCCAGAUUUUGAAGAUCAGAGAAAUGUUAAGUAGAGGUAUUGCUGUUCAUCAUGGAGGUCUUUUACCUAUUGUCAAAGAAUGUAUUGAAAUUCUUUUUGCUAGAACUUUAGUUAAAGUGCUUUUCGCUACUGAAACAUUUGCUAUGGGAUUGAAUUUACCUACUAGAACCGUUGUGUUCAAUAAUGUCAGGAAACAUGAUGGACAAAAAUUUAGAAAUUUGUUACCGGGAGAAUUCACUCAAAUGGCUGGAAGAGCUGGUAGAAGAGGUUUGGAUUCUACCGGUACAGUUAUAGUUAUGAGUUAUAAUGAACCUUUACAACAAGGAGAUUUCAAAGAAGUUACUUUGGGAACCCCCACCAAAUUGAUUUCCCAAUUCAGACUUACCUAUAAUAUGAUUUUGAACUUACUCAGAAUUGAAGCUUUGAGAGUGGAAGAAAUGAUCAAACAUUCUUUCAGUGAAAACAGUACUCAAACCUUAUUACCUGAACAUCAGAAAACUGUCGAAGCUUUGACUGAACAACUUUCAGAAUGCACUAUAGAUGAUUGUGAUCAUUGUGAGUAUCGGGAUAUUUCUUCCUUAUACGACCAAAUCAUGGAAUAUGAGGAAUUAGGAGGUCAAAUAGUUGAAGAGAUUCAAGCAUCACCUUUAUUAAGAAACACUUACCUUAAAAUUGGGAAAUUGAUAUGUUACAAAGAUGAACAAGAUUCUACCAGAUGUGGUUUCAUCAUACGUUCAGAUUUUGCUACCAAUUCCUUAUUGGUGAUGACUUUCAAUCAUGGCUCUGAAUUCACUGCCGAUGCUCAACAAUCUAAAUUACCAUACAUUCCUUCUAGAAGUUAUUUGAAGAAGUUCUUCAAGAAGAUUAAGUACCAAGGAGAUCUUGAGGUCACUUCUGUACCUUUCCCCAAAGUCACGUUUUUAUCUAGAUACGGAUUGAAGAGUAGAAUGAAAGAUAUUCUCCAAAACCAACCUGAUGCCAUUCAAGACACUAAUGAGCAAAUCAAGGUUGUUACACAAUUUUUCAGUAAAUGGGAACAAGUUCCACUUUCUCAAGUCACCCAAUUGACCUUACAUGAGAAGUUAGACCGUCAAAAACAACUCUUGGAAAUCAUCCAGAGCAACAAAUGUUUAUUAUGUGAUCACUUCAAAACCCAUUUCCUUCAAUUACAUCAAAGAAAUACCAUUGAAAUCAAAAUCGAUGCAUUACAAAAACUUAUCUCUGAUGAAAAUCUUGAAUUAUUACCAGAUUAUGAACAGAGACUUACUAUACUUGAGAAUUUGGGAUUCAUUGAUGCCAAACAUAAUGUGAUGUUGAAGGGAAGAGUGGCUUGUGAAAUUAACUCCGGAUGGGAAUUAAUCAUUACUGAAUUAGUUUUGGACAAUUUCUUAGGAGAUUUCGAACCAGAAGAAAUCGUUGCCUUGUUAUCAAGUUUCGUCUAUGAAGGUAGAACCAAUGAAGAAGAAGACUUACCGUUAACUCCAAGAUUAGAGAGAGGGAAGAAGAAAAUCCUUGAAAUUACUGAUGAAUUAACCAAAGUAUUUAUCUCCCACAAGAUCUUGUUAACAUCGGAAGAAGAAGAAUUCACCACUAGAAAGAGGUUCGCUUUGAUGAACGUGGUUUAUGAAUGGGCUAGAGGUAUGUCGUUCAAUGAGAUUAUGGAAAUCAGUCUGGAAGCUGAAGGUACCAUUGUUAGAGUCAUAACCAGAUUGGAUGAGAUCUGUAGAGAAGUUAAGAAUGCUGCAUUGAUUAUAGGUGACUCCACAUUACAUUCGAAAAUGAGUCAAGCUCAAGAAAGAAUCAAAAGAGAUAUUGUUUUCUGUGGUUCUUUAUAUUUAUAA